CACCAAAGACUCCCCCCAUUUUUCAGAGGUGGUCGCCCCCACAACGGUCGCUGCCAGGUUUCGAUCCUUGGUCAUUCUCCAAACUUCACCAAGUGCUUACCACUUGGGCUACCCGUGCGGGUUCUUGCCUUUCUCUCUCUCUCUCGUGCCACUUGGGCUACCCGUGCGGGUUCUGCCAGGUUUCGAUCCUUGGUCAAUUCCCCCCUUUUUAAUUAUAUAUAUCAUCGCCACUUCCUCCCAUUUCAUAUCUAUUUCUUCCCCUCUUAAAAAAAGAAAGAAAGAAAUUAAAGAAAGAUGCAGAAAUGCAGCAGCCGCCAUUGUUCUUGCCUUUCUUCUUCUCCUCUCUCAAUGUUCUUAUCAUCAUCUCUGCCAAACGACGACUUGUUCCCGCCGGUGCAGGCUGUGGAUUGUACUCUUUCUUUGGCCACGCCCUCUUCCACUCCGCCGCCACACGACACCCGCCGAAGCACCGCCUCUACUCAUUUCUGCUGGGAUAUUUUUCCGCCCCCGCCGCCGCUGCCGGUCUCUUCCUUCCUCCGCGACACUACUAUUGUCCCCCAUCGCCAGUGUGUCAAUUGCCACACCACUUCCACUCCCCUCUGGAGAAACGGUCCUUUUGGCCCUAAGUCACUAUGUAACGCGUGCGGGAUACGCUACAAGAAGGAGGAGAGGAGGGCGUACGCGGCGGCGGCCAGAGCAAACGGCGGCAGCGACGGUUCAGGCGUAGCUUUGGGGAGCGAGACGGCGCAGCGCGUGGUGAUGAUCAAGAAUACGUCAUGGCCGCCUGCUCUACCACCGCUCUACACGCAAGCACAGAAAAAAGGCUGCUUCCCUACUUCGGCGGCGUACGGCGGCGGGCGGAACGAGUUGAUGAGCUUCUUGGACGCGGGAGGCGGGGACCACCGCCGUCGCGAUCCUGACGUCAUCUCAUGGCGUCACCUCAGCAACGUCGUGUUCUUCCCCGGGGCCAAUAAUAAUAAUAGGUCGUUCAUCACGACUUCAUCAUUACCGUGUCAUGAUAUGAUUUAAUUUAAUUCUGCUCAUUAAUUAAUUAAGUACUUAAGAAGUAAGUAAUCUAUCUAUAAGAUUUUUUGUAGGGGACGGAAUCAUCUACUCCCUAAUUAAUUGAACAAUUCUAAUUUUGGUGCUUGAGGUUAAUUUAUCAGGUAAUUUAAGUUAUUGUAUUUGUAACAUAAAAAAAAGUGAGCCUUUUA
Cuscuta campestris is the source of this 1214-nucleotide messenger RNA. The record is from the annotation of a GenBank genome assembly. Lineage: Eukaryota; Viridiplantae; Streptophyta; Magnoliopsida; Solanales; Convolvulaceae.